Molecule: messenger RNA, 1560 nt
Organism: Morchella sextelata
Lineage: Eukaryota; Fungi; Ascomycota; Pezizomycetes; Pezizales; Morchellaceae
Exons: 6
Coding region: 1-1560 (519 amino acids)
Source: RefSeq, a predicted model, not a curated record
AUGUUUACCGUACCAGGAAGUGUACCUCACACGACUACUCUUAUUACAUUUGUAACUCCAACUUGUGCAAAGGAGUACCUCUCGUAUGUUUCUGAGCAUGGGUUCUUCCUCAGUGAGAGACUACCUCCUGGCUACGCUAUCGGCGAUACGCAGGAUGAGUGCAUUUAUACCUCCCCUGAUUCUCAGUUUCAAUGCCUUUUUAGGCGUAGUCCUCAUGUGAUAGUCAAGCCAUGGCUUGGUCCUGGGAAGACUGAUGGGAAGUUUAUUACUGGAAAUGAAGGUGGCUACUGCAAUGUUUCUCGCGAGAUUGAAAAAGGGGCCACAAGGAGCUUAAGAAUCAUCCCUGGGAUAGAGCCUAAAGAGCUCCAGAGAACACUGAGCUACCUUGCUACUGAGCUGAAAGUUGAAUCGUGCCGUCUUACUGCUUUAGCAUCAGCGAAAGUAUUGGCCACAACGAUCUGUUUCUGUUCUGUACAUGAUGCGGCGAUAUUCAAGACCUAUCUCACCUCCCAGAAAGCGUUUUCGGGUCCCGACGGCAGGUUCGUCAGAUACGUUAAAAGUCCUACAGACAAACCCAUAGAGAACCUUGGCUGGCAUAACGUUUCAAAACCUAAGCUAAUUGAGAUACUAUCCGUGGGCCGCGGUGUGACUCUUGGUAUGCCCGAAGUAAACGACAACAUGUACAAGAGUCUGCCAAAGAACGAUUUAUGUCCUUUCAUCGCGGUUGGCGAACUUGAUAACUACCGCUGUAUCGUUGAACAUUCAGAGGUAGAAGAGAGUGAUACCGAUAUUGACGAUAGAGAGAUUUCCUUUUCUCUCGCAAAAGAAGCGUUCCUCCCAUAUAUAUCAACCAGUUCAAGUAGGAUUUGUCUCACGAAUCUAUCUCAUACACCCAGGGAUCACUCUCCACCCCGCCCGAGGCCAGAAAUUCACCCUGGUAUUAGAGACGAAGAAAGAGAUGGUUACAGACCGAUAGUUGAUGAAUUAAUUUCACCAUCUUUAGAGACAAACACUUACCUUCCCGAUGAGAUUGACCGAGACAGCGAGAGUUAUCGACAUGAGGUGAUAACUCCCAAAGAAGCAGAACCCAAGAGAGAUGUAUAUCUGAAAGAGAUAUAUCAAUCAUCUAGAGAUCCAAUAGUUGCAGUAAACAUAGUGAAUUUCAAACCUUCUAUGCUGGUGGUCGGCUCUUUUCGCCCAGACUCCGGGGAAAUGUCUUCAUCUUUUAACGAAGUACUGCUUUCAAUACCCCUUAAUAAAACUGCAAGGCUUAGAACCUCUCAACUUGACGAAAUAGGCCAAAUCCAAGAUGUGCCAUGUGUUGCAACUCAAGCUGAAGUCUUAAUCUAUCGGAGCCCUUCACCAAGAAAGGUAGAGGUUGAGAUCGCGAAUGAGCUUGAGCCCGAGCUUAAUCUCGAAAAGAAUGCUUUAAAACUCUUGGACAACAAUCAGGCCCGGCCAGGGCCAAACUCAAGCGAAGGUUCUACUGAGAAUUUCCUUCAAAACACACCACCUCUUCUAGAUAAGGAGCUCCUUGAGAGCUGGAUGGAUGAUUUCUAG